This is a messenger RNA of Mytilinidion resinicola, 1591 nucleotides long. RefSeq lists its product as uncharacterized. The transcript has 3 exons. Bases 147 to 1205 code for a protein of 352 amino acids. Gene Ontology annotation, molecular function: transcription coactivator activity. The record is from RefSeq and is a predicted model, not a curated record. Gene Ontology annotation, cellular component: core mediator complex; mediator complex. Lineage: Eukaryota; Fungi; Ascomycota; Dothideomycetes; Mytilinidiales; Mytilinidiaceae. Gene Ontology annotation, biological process: regulation of transcription by RNA polymerase II.
CCAGGUGAAUGCUCAAUCUUUUCUAUUUGAGAAUGCGAUGAGCAAACUGAGAAUCAGCUUGCUACGAAGCUGAUGAUCUACUGAGUGCGCCCACCGCAUUCGCAAUCUCCACAGCACCCUCUCACCAGAUCCUACCGCAACACAGCAUGGCACAGAAGGACCCCCCUCUCGAUGAGACAGCCUGGUUUAGCGAAGACUAUGCACGAUUCUAUGGAGGCAUCAACACAAAUACAGUGCACGUCUACUUCUACCAUUCCACAUUCUUUGACCUAUCCUCACUCAACGGCACGCUAUGGUCCCAGGCCAACCGCCACAUGGACCAGCGCUACCUCCUGGAGUCACGGAAAGCGUUCGAGGAUGCCGUGAAGGCUGUUCAGUCCGGCGGCACACAAUUCCUGAUUGUCGGCGAGCCAGAGACAGAGGACGGGACCUGGGUGAUGCAGAAGCAGCUGCGGACGGUGCAGCGCGGGCUUCCGGACACAAUUGAGGUGCUGGGGACAUACUUCAUCAUCGGCAUCCAAAUAUUCAUGGCGCCGAGUGUGGGGGACGUGUUAGCGGCGAAGACGCUCAACAUCACAAAUCUAAUGUCCUCCUUCUUCACCCUCGCCUCCAGCCUCUCCCUCUUCACCCCCGCAACCGGCCACACCUACUUCCACCCCUCCCUCAAACCCUCCACCGACGCCAAAAAGCUCGCAAUCGCCGGCGGCGUAUCCCGCGCCACUACCCCCGGCCGUGACGCUACUCAAGAUAACGCUUCCGUUGCUCAUACCAGCACCGGCGCGGCCUCCAACUCUUCCGCAAUCGGCGGUACCUUCAUCGAGCCUCUCUUCUUGAACUCGCUUGCUCUCUCUGCGCGCUACGCGACCGAGUAUGCAGACGAGAACCCGCUCCAGGGUGAACCAGGCGCUUUCGUUUUCAGCAGCACAAAUGAGCGGGUAGCCGCGUUGAAUGAGGCCGCGGCACAGGCGGCGUUGAAGGCGCAGAGUGCGGCAGUAGCAGUUGUCCCCGUGCACCAGCGAGAGCGGGAGAGUGCGGUUAGUACUGCUGCGCCGACGCCGAAGCCCGCGGUGGGUGAGGGGAGUGGAAGUGGAGGUAGGAAGGGGAGCAAAGGGGGGGUAGAUGGGGCGAGGGUGAAGCGGCGGAAGAGUAAGGGGCUGGCAAGUCCAGUUACGCCUAAGGAGGGGACGGCGCAAGGGAUGAAGUGAGGACUGGAGGGCGGAUUUUGGGGUUUUGACGGGGUGGGAAAGGCGUUGAAGGAGGUUUGACUGUGUCAUGAUAGAGGCUAAUACCCAAGUCUUAUUUUGGAGUCUCAGGAAAAUGAUUUUGUAUUCAAUGUUUUCAUUGUGAGGUCAAGGGGUUCUUCCUGUUAUAUCUACCCUUUCAAAACGAUAACUCAUACCUCCCUGUUUCGGGUGCUCGGCGGUUCAAGGAACAUUACAGUAGGCGAAUUUCCAGCACUCAAUCUAAACGGCAAUGGAAAUGACAUCGCCUCCAACGUGUUCAUUGUUAAGCCGGGGGAGCUAUCCAUCCACAACCAAAGGUCCAACGGUCGAAUGAAAAGCACCCGAUUCCGAGUGCGUUAAUUUGUGCU